CAGCCACAAAUUUCUUUUAAAUAUCAAUCCCUUCAUCCCCCCUUCCUAUCAUCCAGUAACUUAGUGAGAAGUGCUCUUCCUUCCAUCGCUCUUCCCCUUUUCUGAAAUGCUUCCAAGAACCAGCAGCAUCUUUCACUUUGAGGAGGAGGAAGGGCAAGGAGAAGGGGAAGGGAAAAUAGAAAAUGAAGUCAUUAAUGGAGGAACUCUCUCAAGAAAAACUGCUGGUAAAGGCCUGGUUGGCCUGCAGAUCCUCAUAUCAAAGCAUGAGCAUGAAGCUAAUAAUAAUGUUGUGAUCAAGUCAUCCAUGAAGUUCUGCAGAAAACCAGAAGAUUUCCUCAAGUUCUGCCAUUUGUGCAGCAAGGAGCUCAGCCUUCAACAAGAGGUUUACAUGUAUAGGGGUGACCAAGGAUUUUGUAGUGUGGAGUGCCGGAAUAGGCAAAUUUUGGAAGAUGAGAGAAUUGAAUUCAAUGCAUCAACAAGAUCACGGUUUAGGGUGCCUAAUGGUCAUCACAUGGGAUCCAAAAUUCAGGACUCUGGUGGGAGGACAAAGAUCACUGCAUCUGCUUGAAUAAAUCUGAUGGGCUUUGUUUUUUCAUCUGGUGAAGCCUUUGAAAGGUAUUAUGUAACUUGAGCUUUUGCUGAAGGAUGUGCUAGAGUAUAUAUGGAGUAGUAUGGAGUUUUCAUGAAUUAUGGCUUAAAAAGAGUUAUAAAUGGAUAUUUCUUAUUCAUAUGUUUUUAUGUAGUUGUUACCCCCUUUCUCUAAAGAGUUGAA
Phalaenopsis equestris is the source of this 772-nucleotide messenger RNA. RefSeq lists its product as uncharacterized. Lineage: Eukaryota; Viridiplantae; Streptophyta; Magnoliopsida; Asparagales; Orchidaceae. The transcript is spliced from 2 exons. The record is from RefSeq and is a predicted model, not a curated record. Bases 107 to 568 code for a protein of 153 amino acids.